UUUUUUUUUUUCCUUAACCACUUUUAUUUAUAUACAUUUAUAUAUAUAUAUAAAAAAAAAAUGGCCAAUUACAUUUUGUUUGAAACAGCUUCAGGCUAUUCUCUUUUUGAACGUCUUCAAUCUGAAGAAAUUGGUUCCAAAUUAGAAUCUGUUCAAAAUUCCAUUGCUGAUCUUCCCAAGUUUAGCAAGAUGUUGAAACUCAAGUCCUUUUCUCCUUUCAAGAAUGCUGCUGAUGCUUUGGAAAAUGCAAACGACAUUUCUGAAGGUAUUGUUCAUCCUUCUUUAAAGGCCUUUUUAGAAAUGAACCUUCCUAAGGCUGAUAAGAAACAUAAAGUUUGCCUCGGUGUAACUGAAAAGAACUUGGCAGGUGCUAUCAAGGCCGAACUUAAUAUUGAAUGCAGCUCUGAUGAAAUGGUUCAAGAAUUAAUCCGUGGUAUUCGUUUGUGGGCAGACAAGAUGCUUGGACAACUCAAGUCCGGUGAUCUUGAAAAGGCUCAAUUGGGUCUUGGCCACAGUUACUCUCGUGCUAAGGUUAAGUUUAACGUGAAUCGUGCUGAUAACAUGAUCAUUCAAGCCAUUGCUCUUUUAGAUCAAAUGGACAAGGAUGUCAACACCUUUGCUAUGCGUGUUAAGGAAUGGUAUUCUUGGCACUUUCCUGAAAUGGUCAAGAUUGUGAAUGACAAUUACAAAUAUGCUCGUCUCGUAAAGGCCGUCAAGAAUAAGUCUGACUUGAGCGAAUCUAACCUUGAAUCAUUGGCUGAGAUUUUGGAAGGUGAUGAAAAUUUGGCACAACAAAUCUUGGACGCCGCUCGUGCCUCGAUGGGUACUGACAUUAGUCCUGUUGAUAUGAUCAACAUUCAAAACUUUGCUGACCGUGUCAUCUCCCUUGCUGAAUACCGUAAAAAGUUGCACGAGUAUUUAAUUACCAAGAUGAACUAUGUUGCUCCCAACUUGGCUGCUCUCGUGGGUGAAGUCGUCGGUGCUCGUCUUAUCUCUCAAGCCGGUUCUCUCACUAACCUUUCCAAAUACCCUGCCUCUACUUUACAAAUCUUGGGUGCUGAAAAGGCCUUGUUCCGUGCUCUCAAGACGAAGGGAAACACUCCCAAGUAUGGUUUGAUCUAUCAUUCUUCUUUCAUUGGUCGUGCUGGUCAAAAGAAUAAGGGUCGUAUCUCUCGUUACUUGGCCAACAAGUGUACAAUCGCUGCUCGUAUUGAUUGUUUCUCUGAUAACCCUACUGAUAAGUUUGGUAAGGCCCUUAGAAAGCAAGUAGAGGAACGUCUUGAAUUCUUUGAUUCUGGUGCUAUGCCUGAAAAGAACAUUGAUGUCAUGAAGAAGGUCUUGAGUGAAUUAGACGAUGAAGAAGUCAAGACUGUGGAUGUCGUCGAAUCUGCCGCUGCUCCUGUCGCUGGUAAGAAGAGAUCCAUGGAUGAAGAUGAAGAAAAGCCUGCUAAGAAGGCCAAGAAGGAGAAGAAGGAAAAGAAGGAAAAGAAGGAAAAGAAAGAGAAGAAGGAGAAAAAGGAAAAGAAGGAGAAAAAGGAGAAGAAAGAAAAGAAGAAUAAGGAUUAAGAAGAACAUUACUUUUU
Cokeromyces recurvatus is the source of this 1583-nucleotide messenger RNA. RefSeq lists its product as uncharacterized. The record is from RefSeq and is a predicted model, not a curated record. The coding region runs from base 61 to 1566 and encodes 501 amino acids. Lineage: Eukaryota; Fungi; Mucoromycota; Mucoromycetes; Mucorales; Mucoraceae. Gene Ontology annotation, cellular component: small-subunit processome; box C/D methylation guide snoRNP complex. The transcript is spliced from 3 exons. Gene Ontology annotation, molecular function: snoRNA binding.